Messenger RNA from Polychytrium aggregatum, 2496 nucleotides. RefSeq lists its product as uncharacterized. The record is from RefSeq and is a predicted model, not a curated record. The transcript has a single exon. Bases 1 to 2496 code for a protein of 831 amino acids. Lineage: Eukaryota; Fungi; Chytridiomycota; Chytridiomycetes; Polychytriales.
AUGAGCACAGGUGUUCUGAGCGGCUCGUACACACCUACGAUCACCGGCAGUGACCCGACUCGCCAGGUGCAGAUGACAUCCAGCUCGAUCACCUCGAGCAUGACCGGCAUCUCACAGCAGCUGCGUGUGCAGGAUUAUGCGUCAUUCACGCUCACCUUCCAGAUCUCCACAGACAACGCAAGUGCCGACAGCUCCAAUAUCUUCUUUGGCAACACGUCGGCGAUCAUGAAUCCAUCGAGUUCGUUCGCGGCGCCGGCCUGUGGAUUCAACUUUGAGAUCUGGUCCGGCAGCACGCAGGGACAGGGUAUCCACUUUUACGACACCACUGCAACACGGCGAGUCACCAACAGCACCACGGCAUCCAAGGUCUGGGUCAACACCAGCGCCACCGUCGGCAGCGGGACCUGGUACUCAGUCCAGAUCGUCUACAACCGCAGCCCCAACAACACAUGGGCCAUCUCGAUUGGCACAAGCGGUGCCCCGACCACACCAUCGCUCCUGUACACCUACUCCGAUCCAAACCACACCGCAUUCCUGUCAGCUUCUGGAAGCUACUGGGGUGUCGCAUCGAUGGGAUACGGUGCCUCGACAAACCAAUACUUCCGCAACAUCAAGCUGGUCACCUAUGGCUCACCCGUGCAGACGCUCUUCAAUUUCUUCAACUGGUACAGCUUGUUGACCAUCGCGGGCGUUGCGACACAGCCAGCCGGCAGCCAGUACGAUCCGUACAUACAAGCCGAAAUGAUUCCGGGUACAGCUACCAACCAGACCGGGUACUAUUACUCGUCCGCUGUCCCGGUCGGCAAGUACUCGUACAUGUCAUUCGAGUGUGGUGCUUGGUAUGUGGGGUCGACCCCUGCCAACGGCUGGUUCUUCAUCUUUGGCUCCAGUUCCUCGGGUGCCACACUCACCAGCGGUAGUGUCGCAGUGUAUUUCAACUACAACAGCAGCUUCUCGAGCGGGUCGUACUCGGGUGCUGGGGUGUAUAUCAUCAAGAGCGGCACGGCCGUGGCCUACAGCUCCACCGGACUGAGCGGCAUAUCCGCGAGCACCUGGACCAGUCUCCAGAUCAUCUACAACUACCAGGCCACCAACACAUGGGUUGUCUAUGUCUCUGGCAGCGCCGUCCUGACUUGGAGCGACUCGAGCUAUGCCACGACGGCGACGGGUAUGGGGACGUAUUUCAACGCUGUGGCGCAGUGCGGCUCGACGCAGACCAUGCAGGUGUGGUUUGACAGACUCUCGCUCAUCUUCACGCCCCGCACCUUCUCGUUCAGCCAGCUGCGAACAGCAGCACCCGGAGUGAGCUCGAGUGGUGCAGUCAAGCUCUCUCAGUUCUACGGUGGCCAGGCGGCUGCCCUCUGUGGACUCAACAACACGGGAUCAUUCUCGACCAGUGUCACAUGGGGUAGCAGCCCUGGUGACGAAGGGUUCUAUGCCCGCGAUCUUGGUGCCUGGAACAUGAGUCCGUGGUUGCUCACGUCGAGCCAGAUGCCCGACUCGUCAGCGCGCUGGCUCUGGAACACGACGAGUGCAGCGACCAGUGCGUCGAACUAUGUGAUUAUCAACUUUAUCGUGAGCUACAGCAACACCAGCACGUCGAAUGUGAGUGCCACACUCUAUGCGAUCGUCGACGAUGCCAGUCUCAUUUACCAGAACAAGAUCCUCGUCGGAUCCACCAAGUGGUAUUACGGCGCGCAGUACACCAAGAUUGCGGUCACGCUCGUGCCGGGACUCAAUGUGUUUGAGUUUCUCUGCUGGAACAGCACAGGGUCGACGGCGGGUCUGAUCUUCUCGUGCAUUAACACAUCGAGCACCGUGCUCUUCCGCAGCGACAACUACAGCCCAGACACGGUGCUGACCAACUCGACCCGCACCAUCUACAGCGUCGUCGCGAGUCCGUCCUCGUUCACGAGCAACAUCCCGCAGCAACCGGCUCCGGUCUCGGAGAUGUGCAUUCUGGACCAGGUGUCAUCGACGGCCAAGAGCAACUGCUCGGGUGCAUAUGCACUCUUCCUGCUCACGACCACCUACACCGGCCCCGUGAUCAACAUCAUGCGGAGCAGCGACAGUACCAGUAGCGACGUCUACGCAGACAUGGGCGGCAACCUCUUUAUCGACAGCGCUCACCAGAGUCCGUACAGCACCUGGAUCAGCACGGCGACGGCCUAUGUAACCAAGUGGUAUGACCAGUCCGGCAACGGAAACCACUGCACGCAGACCACCACGGGUGCACAGCCGGUCAUGUAUCUGACCAACUCCACGGCAUACGGCUUCUAUAGUGUCAACUCGUCUUGCUGUGUCUGUAGCGGCAGUCGUGGAUGGGGCACGCUCUCGUACCUGAACAUGCCCUCGGGUGUGAUUCCAACGGGCACAUCGAAUGCGGCCUAUUCCUUUUGUAACGUCCACUACUGGGACGUUGGGGCAAGACGGGGAGGGAGGGGGUACAAGACAAGACAGGACGGGGCAGAACAGGGCGGUGCUAGGCUACUCUAG